Molecule: messenger RNA, 8829 nt
Organism: Magallana angulata
Lineage: Eukaryota; Metazoa; Mollusca; Bivalvia; Ostreida; Ostreidae
Product: inositol 1,4,5-trisphosphate receptor type 2-like
Exons: 70
Coding region: 358-8208 (2616 amino acids)
Biological process (GO): calcium ion transmembrane transport
Cellular component (GO): endoplasmic reticulum; membrane
Molecular function (GO): inositol 1,4,5-trisphosphate-gated calcium channel activity; inositol 1,4,5 trisphosphate binding
Source: RefSeq, a predicted model, not a curated record
AUUCCUGGCCAUUUAAAAAAGGAGAGGACAAAACUCAGACAAAUGAAUACGGAGUCGGGCGCCCUUUAAUAAAUGUCGGAAUUUCCUUUUCAUUGGAACUGGUGUUAUUUUCUAUAAUCAACACGGGUAACCAAGCCCCUAAUCCGCCUUAAAAGGAUUACCUACACAUGUGUUUAGACUCCGAAUUUUAACAUAUAACAGGUCCAGUAUUAUAUAUGUCCGUGUGCAUUUGACGAAUAGAGACAUUGCCAUUUUCUACCAAUCAAGGAUUUUAUUUUUAACGGCGACGAUUCGGUGGAAGAGAAAGGCGAUGAUUUCGUAGGAUUAAUUAGUGAUUAGUUUAUUUUAUGAGUUAAUAUGGAUGACACACUUAGUGUGGGGGAUACAAUUUGUUUGUAUUCCGCGGAGAGUUUUGGAUUUAUUUUCUCUACCCAGUCCAGCUCCGUACACAAUGAGGUCGCAGUGGGUUCUCGCCAGGACAGACAAAGGCCAAAUAUACAGGACCAACAGGUGAUUUCCUUUCAUCUGGAGGUCGCUAAUCGAUACAAACUGAACAAGAAGCUGAGGAAGAUACAGGCCAAAUUAGGAGAUGACCCCGAGAACAUCUCCAUGCGAAAUGCCGUGUCCAGAGCAAAGGCUGCAGCGGACGCUGAAAAUGAUGACAACAUUUUGGAACAGAAGAGACAGCUGGGGAAGAAAGUUCUAUAUGGACAGGUUAUACAGCUCCGACAUCAAUUUACAAACAAGUAUAUUCAUGUGAGCACGACCAAAACCUCUGAUACAGAAUCCAACAAUAUGGCGGUGGAGCUGAAGGAGGAAAAUUCUAAGCAUGCGCUCUUUCGACUUAUGCCGAGGUACAAGGUCAAGGCCGAGGGAGAUGUGGUACAAGUUGACGACCAGGUGGUGCUGGAGAGCAUGAAAUCCCCGGGGUCCUUCCUGCACGUGAGCAAACCUCUGCUGGGUCACGGAUCAGUCUACAGCAAAAGCCACGAACUAAACGUGUCUGUCCAACAGUCCGGAUUUACGAUUAACCGGAAGUACAAACCCGUAGCCGGAGACCAGACGAAGCUACAGUUCGGAGACAUCAUCCGGUUCUACCACAAGGAGAUGGAGGCCUACCUAGUAGCAGAGGGACUGUUUGACGACGAAAUAUGCGAAGAUGUUCACAUGCGCCUUCGUCCAAUAAACCAGUCCAUUCCUAAGACCAUGUCUCCCAGUACUUCCGCCAUUACAUACUGGCAGAUAGAGCGACAGGAGGGCCCCGUGUCUGGAGGAGUUUUGAAAUGGGAACAACAAUGUAAGAUCAUACACAUGUGUACCAGGAAGUAUAUGACGGUCAAGGACGGCCAGGUGACCUUGACGAGUGAUCACCUUGACCCUGCAACUGUGUUUAGACUUCAUCCUGUCAUAAGGGAGAGUGAUGAUAUUCCUCCAGACAGCUACUGUAGGAUGGAACACGUAGUCACCGGUCAAUGGCUGCACGGGGGGUCAGAGACAUACAAGAAGAAACAGUUAGAUGGUGAUGACAACAUACAAUCCAUGGCGGCGUUAAAAUGGACCACGGCCGAGUUCCGAGUGAUCGAGACGAUAGAGGAGAUGCAGUAUGACGACGCGUUCACCAUACAGAAAGUAGACGAGGAGUUAGUCAGAAUCUUCAACCACAUGGCGGGAAUGGUCCCCUUCGUUCAAAAGCUGAUAGCAGACAAAAAGGAAGGACAUGCAUUGAACGCAAAAAUGGCCCAUGAUGCAGAAUCGGCCUUACAAGAGUUAAGUUCGUUCAUGGUAGUGAACGGUCAUCCGAUCAAGAAUAGACAGAAGUUGCUCCGAAACCUCAGGAUUGUUGAGCUGUUGAUAAAGCUUCUACAGAUACCAUUUAGAGGCACGCCUGACCAGUUUCACAUGACCAAGUUAUUUGUGGAAACCUAUCACGUGAUGUACGUGUACCUGAUGGGAGACAGCCGGAAGAACGAGCUCUACAUUGCCAAGUACAUCGACUUCUUCCAGUCCCAGUUCGAGCUCAGAGAGGGUCAAAUUGGUUUGAAUUCUGUUCACAUGGUGAUGGAGUUGAUCCGUGACAACAGAAAAAUCGUGGACAGAAUUUCCCACGAACACAUCGACAACUUCGUCGGUCUUCUACAGAGGGACAAGAACCACCGAUAUCUGGACUUACUGGAGGUCCUGUGUGUGUGUGACGGCGUGUCUAUUGCCGACAACCAGCGCUAUAUAACGGAAGUCUGGCUAAUGAAAGGCGGCAGGAACUGUGUGUACUACACUGACCUUGGACAGAAGAUCGGCAAGGAGAAGGAUGUUGUGUACGUGUCCACCACCCAGGGCCGCACCUGGACAGAGCUCGCCCAGUUCGCCCUGGGCAACACCAGCGAGGCUUAUCUGUUCCUGGAACACCAGCUCGAGCUCUUCAGAUACCUGUGUCACGGUCAAAACGACUUUUCGAUCAAUGUGAUCACACAGGAGUUGAACUAUUUGACCUGGGAGGAGGCGUUCACCUGCCUGAGUGACGAACGACUACCGGACAAACUCCGCUCCCAGUACUGUGACCUCAUUAUCACCAUGUUUGUGGAUAUUGGUGACAACCACUCAGUAGUAGACCGGGUCAAGCUUUGUUACAUCUAUGACGACAUCGACUCAGCCGAGAACUCCCGGUUAGAUAAUAAUAGGGAAACUGUAGAUAAUUCGCUGUCAAAGACCAAUAAGUAUUUCCCAAUUCUCUGCGAGUGGAUCUCGCAUUUUCUCGCGAGCAAUGGCGACAUGACAGCCUCAACGAUCGGAAACAACUUACUCGUCAAACAGGUACUGCGACUGGUGGACCAUUUGGUGUCGUUUGGAUUUUACUACAAACCCGAGGACAUCAAAAAACUGCUGGAGCCACUGAUGUCUCUAAUUGACGGCAGGAACGACAAACCGUACCCUAAUGUCACAGGGAAAGACGCAGACGACAUACUUAAAGCUUUCAGAACGAAAGAGAGAUUUGAGCGAAGCGAGGAAACUUCCGCCAUUGUCCAGGCAAAAGUCCAAGCUUUAGACACUCUUGACCUUUUCUUCAACUACAUAUUCAACCUAAGAAUGGAGAAAUUUAUGAGCAUGUUUAAGGUGACACACACACAGGCUAACCACCCCAACAGCUCGGCGCCAGAGCUGGGUCCCCUUCUGUCAGAAAAUUUUGACUUGCACUCGCAGCAAAGUGUCUGCAAAAGUGCUCUUAGGAAGCUGAGAGACAUAUUUGAGCAUACAUCCUUCUUUAAGAACUAUGAUGUCUUGGACAUACUUCAGGACCUGUCGUUCUACCACUACGAUGAGAUGAUCAGAAUGUCCAUGCACCUUCUGAACAGAUACUUCUCAGCUUACCAUCAGUUGUUCAGAAACACAGUGCAAGCUCAGGUUGUGAUCACAGACAAGUCGGUGGCUUUGGUGGAGUCCUUGGAGACCAUACUCCCCAACCUCCGGCGGCUGUCGUCUGCUAAACUCGACAAACAGCAGACGGAGGACCUCGUGUCCAUGUUGGAUAAACUCAUUCUAAUGUGUCAUCUUGAACAUGAGCCAGAAGAGGCACAUGCUAUGAACCAAAGUAUUCUUUACAAUCACGGAGUGGUAGAGGACAUGUUUACAAUUUUGCAACAGGAGGUGGACGUCCGUUUACUAGAUCAGUACACGGGACAGAGAAGCGUACUACAACGCGCAUUUACUCUGCUGCGACUGAUGGCGCGAGACAACAAACUGGUACAGGGUCGUCUCUUUGACCGGUUUGAUAUGCUUCUGUCGAAGAGUGGAGCGGAACAAGAGCUAGCAGAGUGCCUCACCGAGGUCUUUACCGGAAACUCAAACACUUGCAUGAAGAUCACAAGUCACCAGGUUCAUAAGAUCAUGAACCUGGUCACAGUUCACAAAGAGGCUGUGCCCCAGUUACUGGACUUAUUGAAUGCUAUUGUGAAGGUGGAGGAGCUGGACCUCCCAUUGAAGAGGAAUCAGAGUUUUGUGAUGCAGUAUUUCAUGCAGUACAGGGCCGACAUAGCGCACGUGAUAGAUCAAGAUGAGAAUGCAAGAGUAAAGAUUUUGGUGAACUCCGGAAGUACGUCAUUACAGUACCUUAUAUCUAUGGUGGACAUGCUGGCCACUUGUGCGGAGGGCGAGAAUAGGCACAUCGAGUCCAUUUGUCAGACCAUCUUCAGCAUCCCUGAACUGCUCAAGAUACUAACCAAUGAGCAAAUCUGUGACAACUUCAAGCUGCCAUUCCUUCGGUUCUUCCUGUGGGUGUACCUCAACACUGCUGGGGGCAUGAUCGAGAGCGGCGCGGGGGACAUGCCGCACGAGAAGUUGAUAUGGGUGUAUAUUUCUGAGAUAAUGGGUACAUUGGCCAGUGUGACAAAGUAUGCAGAGGACCAACCAGAAAUUACCAAGAUGCUUCUGAAAUCAAGCCCACCAAAGAGUGAUAUAAGGGGAGACAAGAAGGAAGAAAUGAAAGGAACUCUUCACUAUGUGUUCGAUGGCGUCAUGCCAUUUCUCCAGAUUUUCUGUCGUUCAUUUUACCAACCUGACUCGUCUGCGUUUCCGGAAGAGCCAGAGCAAAUGGAUAAACUUGCGAAUUCAUUCAAGGGGUUCCUGGAGGUUGUGGCACCGCUGAUAUCUAUUGAGAGACAAAUGAAGAACUUGGUCGCCUGUAUGACGUCACUGCUCUCCGCUUCUACUCUUCCGGUCGACAUAAUGGAGGAAUUUCAUGAGAAGUACGGAGGGGCAGUGGGAGCCCAUGAUAUCCGUAGUGAUGCACGAAAGGAGUAUGAAUCUUACUAUGAAAUGGAGGAGGAAAUCAACAGACAGCUGAAUGUGUUUUCGGUCAACAUGAGGGUCGCGUACGGCGGACCCAACACCGUGGAGGCGCAGAUUGACUACAACUCUAACGCCGUUUACUCCGAGGUGGGUGGGGACGAGGAGUUACCCCUGGGGCCAGAGUUUCAAGAUCAUUUACGAUGUUUCAUGGACACCAGUAAAAAGGACCCAGUUGACCGCUACAGGAUGAGUGAGAAACUCAUCCGCCAGUUAGAAAUAUCGCAUAAACUGACACAUCUCAGCGAAAAGGAAAAAUUAGAACAAGUGGAACUGGAUGUUAAAUGUCUGAAGUUGUUAAGGGCAUUAAUCUACAAUGAGGCUGUCAAACUUCCGGCAGACUGGGAGACGGAAACAUACACGCAUCGAAAAAAAUUAAAAGCUAUAUCAGAUGUUCAGGACACCCUCAAUCAUUUUGACGUCAUUGCCAGCGUCAUCGAGCACUUGAAUUGUCCACAGGAUGACGUUGUUCGAGAAACACUCGCCUUUUUAUGUAUGCUUCUGUACAAUGGGAACGAGAACGUUCAGAGCAAAAUGUUUGAAUAUUUUACGGGUACACGAGAAGAGUCGUUUUUCUUCACCCUGAAAAUCCGCAUGCAGAUGUCAGCGAUCGCUACCCGAGAAAGGCGCCUUCUUCACGCUAUGUACCAGUCCAAAGUGGAGGAAGCCGUGCAGCAGGCAAAGGCCCUGCAGAAAGCCAUGGCGAGCGGCAAAAUGGCGCAGACAGAAAUUCUGAAGGCAAACCGUCUAGGCUCAAUGCUGUCGAUGGCCAAAACCUCCAUGACAAACUUACGGCCCGCCAGUAACAUGCUAUCUCCAAGACCAGCAUCACGAUUUGGCGCCAAAUCAAAGCUCGGUGGACCCAUGAGCCGCGAGAACACGCUGCUCUUCACACGGGGGAAUACCCUGAUGGAGAACAACUUUCUACAGCCCCCUACGUUAGCCGUAAAUGGUCUCAAGAAAUCCACGACCCACUUAAAUGGCAGCUUGAAUGGAUUUGGCAAUCAAAAGACAAAGGUUGCUCCGAUGGAUGAUACACCCCAAAUUCAAAUCGAGAAAGUAGAAGAGGAGGAACUGAAGGAAUUACUCGGGGCUGCGAUGACCAUGACGGGAGAUUUCACGUUCAAAGACGACGGCUACAUUGAACUAGUUCUGAGGAUGUUGGGACUCAUGUGUGAUAACCAGCACUCUGAUAUACAGAACUACAUCCGGGACCAGUUUGACAACAUCAAGUCUGUGAACCUGGUGGCUGAGACGACCAAGUUCCUGAACAUUCUUUACUCCAACAUCAACGAACAAACCAUGCCACUGGUCGUACAGCUGUUUGACACGCUCGUCGAGUUCACUUCCGGAAAUCAGAAGAACCAGUCUGUAGUGUUUGAAAAUAAAGUGUGUGAUUAUAUCAACCACGUCUUAAGAAUAGGACAGUACGGGAACUGUGGUAUAAAUGAGGAGUAUAUAUUAAAGAAGUCAAUAGCUGUUCUGAUACGAUCGUUGACAGAAGAAAACACGGAGGAGGACGAGGAUGAAGUUGUAUCGAAGAGUUUAUUUAUAAACUACCACGAAAGAGAAAUGUCCAGUAUGUCCUGGCAGAGCAAAGAACAGGAAAUCAUGGAAUAUCUAGAUGAGGAUCUCUGUGUUUCUACAAUGACGGAAGCUUUUUCAAAAGCAAUGGAAAUGCUAAAAGCUCCAUCAAAAACAAAGAGAGAUGAAGAAUUUGUUGAGCUGCAUGAGCUAAUAGAAACAACUGGGUUUGCGUACUUUCACAUUGUUUGUCGAAAAUUUGACAUGAAUCCAUCUUUGGAACAAGAAACGCUGGUGAAGACAGAUAUACAAAAAACGGCUUUUGAAUACUAUAAAACAAACAGUUAUUCGAUCGAGAUUUUGAAGGACGACGUUUUACAAAAAGUUUACUUCCGGGUCAAAGAUAAGAACGUUUUGAGGGAGGAAAUCAAAGAUAAGUUUAAGUACGAAGUGGACAGGACCACGCCUAGUAACAAGAUCCGGGACUUUAUGGACUGGGCCAGUGACAUCAUCCAAGACAUCAAGUACCAACGCAAGAUCCGGUCCAACAUUGUAGGGAGGAUGCUGCUCAAACUUUGGCUUCCCAUGAACUAUGCCGCGCUGUUUCUGAGUUUCGUCAUCUGCAGCGUCAUUAUGGUCACGUGGAGAGAUCCUAAGAACGCUGACGGGACCUCAAACACUGGCAGCGUGAUUCCUGAGUUUGACUUCGACAGCACUAGUUAUUACCUGUUUCUAUACAUCGUUGGAGGCACUCACAAUUUUCUGAGUCUGUGCAUUCUAGUGACGUUUCUUAUCUCAAAUCAACCCACAUUUCCUUUAUAUACCUGGAUAAAACAGAAGAUAUCGUCGGAGAAAGACGACCAGGAUGACGAUUCUCACCGAUCGUGGCACGAGAAGAAAAAGGAUCAAUCUCAUCUAGAGUUUGAAAUAUACAAUGUGUAUACCAUAUACUACUUUUUGUUUUUCGCGUGCUCAGUACUGGGUACCGUUUAUUACGGCUAUUUCUUCUGCUUCCAUCUGCUCCAUUUGGCAGAACUAAACCAACUGUUAAAGAGGGUCCGACAAGCCGUCACUACAAAUGGUAAAUCUCUGUUGAUGGUGGCCCUCCUCGGCCUAGCCAUCUUCUUCUGUUACUCCCUGGUGGCGUUCGCCGUCCUGAGGGAGAGGUAUUUCCUGGAGUCGGCAGGGCGCCAUUGUCGGACAGUCUACCAGUGCUUUGUCACCAUGAUCCACCACGGCUUCGUGGAUACGCCCUACACGACAUUUGAGGGCAUGAUGAACAAUAAUUACACUGACGUCAUAGAACUGACGAUUAUCGACGUCACGUUCUUUAUUCUCAUCACCACAAUUGGAUUGAACAUCAUCUUUGGUAUCAUUGUGGAUACAUUCUCUCAGCUUCGUGAUGCUAAGUGGGAGAUAGACAAAGAUAUGAUGAACAACUGUUUCAUCUGCAGCAGAGAAUCCUAUGAUUUUGAGAGACACGGAGGGGGUUUUGAGAACCACGUCAAGACAGAGCAUUAUCAGUGGGCGUACCUGUUCUUCUUCAUCCACCUGACGGAGACACGACCAAACGACUUCUCCGCCCUGGAACUCUACGUCUACAAUCUGCUGGAUAGAAAUAUUUACGAUUUCUUCCCUUUAAACCGAGCGCUGAGUUUACAAAACGAAGAGGACUCUAAUGAACGAAAAGUGGAGAUUUUGCGUGUGCAAGUGGAUUACAUGGUGAACAAGAUGAGAGAAGAGGAAGCUGAAAAGGAGCGACAAAAAGAAAAGGAUCGACAGCUGGCCUGGGAAGCUGAACAUAAGAAAUUCACCAAACGGGUGGCAAAAAGCGCCAAAAGACGCUAAAAACACGCCGCUACAAGAAAUCAAUCAAGAGACGCUUUACAGUAUUAACCAAUGAAAAGAGUUGUCUUAUACGUACAUGCAAGAAAUAAAGAUAUGCAUCUCAUAAGUAUCCAAUCGAAAGAGUCUACUUGCGUAAUCAAUUGAAAGAAACUAAAUAAAAUAAAAGGUAAAAUUGGUUUCACUUAAAUAAACGAAAGAAAGCUACAUCUCUCAAUGUUCAACCAGAGUAGAGAGAAAACAGGGAGGCUAUUUCAUACAUAUAUGAUUAUUUUUAUUGAUUAUAUUUUAUUUUAAAUAUCUUCUUUUUUUUUUUACACAGAACUCUAUUGUUCAAAUGCUCAAAUCUGCUUGUGUCUUACAUUGUUGUCCAUCAUUGCAUUUAUCUAGAAAUUGAAUUUAAAAAUUCGAGAUAUAUAUUUUUUGCCAGAAUUUUAAAAUACAAUUCUAGUAACUGAACAAAAGGGAUAUUAUAUAUAUGACAAAUGUAUAUUUUGAUAUGAAAUUGUUAUAAAUAUUAUUUUACACUCUAUGUUUUAUCUAUUGUUUUUGAACAACUGUUUAUCCGUCCAUUUGAACGAAUAACGUAACUUGUUGAUUACAAUAAACCUUCUCAUAAAUUCA